UUAUGUAACAAACCCUUUUAAAAACAUUUUCAAAUAAUUUUCGUCAAGUAUGUUAUUUGUGAAAUUUUUAUUUUAAACUUAAUAUUAAUAACCGUGUCGUCAUGAGGGAAACUGUCGGUGGUUUUUCGGAAUCUGGAAGAUAUUAUACUGAAAUCAGUGGUAAUGGAAAGAUCAACGUUUGGGAUACUAAUGCUGGUGAUUUGCGGCACACAUAUUCUCCAAGUGGACAUUUGAAUUCUUCUGUCACUUGUGUCAAAUGGAUCCAAGUAGACAAUACUGAUUUAUUGUGCAUUGGUACUCAGAAAGGUUAUGUUGAAUUUUAUAAUGUUGCUAGUGGAAGUAUCCAGUCUAAAAUCAAUACUCAUUCAAAAUCUAUCAAGAGUAUUUAUCGUUUGGGUCAACACUUAUAUAUUGGUUCAGAUGAUGGUCAUGUUGCUCAGUUUGAUUUGAAGAACAACAAGCUAGAAGUAAAAAAGAAAAUAAGUAAAAUGUGUGCAUUAGCUAUGCUGCCUGAUGGAAGGUUGCUGACAGCAUUAAGGGAAAUAAAAUUGUGGAACUUUCCAUCUGGUGAGAUGAUUCAUAAGUUUACUGGUCAUAAAAAUGAAAUUCGCUCACUACACAUCAUUGAAGGUGAUAAAUGUUAUCUGUUAAGUUCUGCCAGAGACCGGUUUAUAAAUAUAUGGUCUCUAAGCGACUUAAAACCAGAUCCAUUAGCUUCAUUAGUUGCAGACGAUAAUAUUUCUUUUGUAUAUGUUCAUAACCAACGCAACAAUAUUACAGUGACAAUUACAACUGAAAGUGGUACAUUGCAUGUGUAUGAACAUGUACUAAAUGGUUGUAUUUCACAUCCACUUAAACCUCACGGAACACUUCAAAUAGCUGUGGAUAAUACAAAAGAUGUAGAAACUGUACAAAUGCCAAUUUUAUGUACUAAAGUUUAUGAUUCUAGAGUAUAUAUAGUUUAUGGCACCCGGCCAUUCUUAGCAUUUGAAAAUAUUAACUUAAAAAAGUUAAAUAAAUGUACAUUUAUAGCAAGACAAGACCCAAGAAAAUUAAAAUCAUUUGUGGGAAGCCAUAUUGUUAAUCCAAAUAUUGUAGAUGCUAAAUGUAUUGAAAUGAAAAAUAAUAGAUCAUCAAAUCUACCACUUGAAACAAGACUUCAAAAUAUGUCUGAAGAAAUUGAAAAUACAGUUCAGACCAAGGGUGAAAGUAUUGUACAUUUGUUAAUUCAAGGUCUUCGUAGCAACGAUAAACAUCUUUUAGAGUCUGCCUUAUUUGUUAAAGAUGACCGAACUAUUGAUAAUACUGUAUCACAUCUACCAUUACAGUCUAUUGUUAUGCUUAUUCGUAAGCUUAUACGCCUAUCACAGGACCGAACUUUAGUGAGUUCUGUAAGUAUAAGAUGGUUAUCUGCUCUGUUGAGAAUACAUGCAUCUUUGCUAUUAGCUAAUCCAGAUGUUCUAGAAACAUUUUUACCCCUAGAAAAUGUCUUGAAUAUAAGGUUAAAUAAUUUUGAAAAACUUGGUUUGUUAGAGUUUAAACUUAAAGCAUUAGUAGACAGGUUAAACUUUGAUAAACAAGAUAAAGAAAAAGAACAAGAUGCCCUAUUAGUGUUUAACGAUUCAGAUGAUGAAGAUAAAAAAACAUUUGAAGAGUCUUUAUUAACAUUUAAUGAAUCUGAAGAUGAAGAUCUAAACACAACAGAUGAAGAAGAAGCAAUGGAUAUAGAAAUAAAUGGUGAUGAUCCUCCUUGUAUUUAAUAUAAAUAAAACAUUAAUAUACCUAGGUUAA
Messenger RNA from Sipha flava (yellow sugarcane aphid), 1791 nucleotides. RefSeq names its product WD repeat-containing protein 43. Gene Ontology annotation, biological process: maturation of SSU-rRNA from tricistronic rRNA transcript (SSU-rRNA, 5.8S rRNA, LSU-rRNA). Gene Ontology annotation, molecular function: protein binding. The coding region runs from base 102 to 1760 and encodes 552 amino acids. NCBI's taxonomy places the organism in Eukaryota, Metazoa, Arthropoda, Insecta, Hemiptera, Aphididae. The record is from RefSeq and is a predicted model, not a curated record. The transcript has a single exon. Gene Ontology annotation, cellular component: nucleolus.